AGGAAGUCCCGCCCCGGAAGUCGCCCCUUGCGGGGCCAUGGCGGCGCCCGGGGCACGCAUACCCGCGCGGCUGCUUCUGGCGCUGCAGUCCCGACCCGCGCGCCGGGCCCUGCACGAUGCAGCCCCGCCACGGGACGUGCUGCUCUUCGAGCACGAACGAGGCCGCUUUUUCGCCGUCCUCGGGCUGUUCUGUGCCGGCCAGGGCGUCUUCUGGGCCUCCCUGGCCAUUGCCGCCUUAACCCGCCCCCCGGCCCCGGCUCGGCCUCCGGACACCGAGUCCCCAGACCGUGGCCGCCUGGACCUACGCUCCGCGCUCUGGCGCUAUGGCCUCGCUCUUGGCUGCGGCACUAUCGGUACCCUGGUACUUAGUGCUGGUCUUCUCUCCCUUCGCUCUGUGCGCUCAGUGAUGCUACGGGCUGGAGGGAAGCAAGUGACCCUCACCACUCAUGCCCCCUUUGGCUUGGGUGCCCAUUUCACUGUUCCCUUGAACCAAGUAUCCUGCAUGGCCCAUCGGGGUGAAGUCCCUGCUAUGUUGCCUCUGAAGGUCAAAGGCCGACGCUUCUACUUCCUCUUGGACAAAGCUGGACACUUCCCCAACACAAAACUCUUUGAUAUUACUGUGGGUGCCUACCGUAGCUUGUGAAGAAACCACCUCAGCUCAUUCAGGCCUCCCAGAGGGGAAUAAAAUCUGAAACUUAGGGGCGGGGCAGCAGUUGGUCACACAGGGGGCCCAGAAUUCAUUGACAGCAAAUAAAAGAGCACUCUUCCCGAGGGCAGCUACCUGCCA
Molecule: messenger RNA, 787 nt
Organism: Sus scrofa (pig)
Lineage: Eukaryota; Metazoa; Chordata; Mammalia; Artiodactyla; Suidae
Gene: TMEM223
Product: transmembrane protein 223
Biological process (GO): nervous system development
Cellular component (GO): mitochondrion
Source: RefSeq, a predicted model, not a curated record